CUCUGCAUCCCGACGGUCGCCGAGGAGCUGGUAGAAUUCCUUCCAGCCUCCAGGAUGGCUUUCCAGUUCCGUUCAAUUUUCCCCUUGGCAUUGCCUGGAAUGCUGGCACUCCUCGGCUGGUGGUGGUUUUUCUCUCGGAAAAAAGAGCCUGUCAGCAGCCACAACAAACAGGUGGAGGCCAGCAGGGUGGAGCUGAGGGCUGACUCUGCCCCCAAGGAACCACCCCCCAUGGAGGACGCCUGUCCUGAAGUAGCAUCCACGCCCCCCAGCGUCACGCAGCCUCCGGAAAAGGAGUCCACCGUGAGCAAGCGGGUGCAUCCGGCCCGUCGGAGGUCAGAGUCCUCGGGCAGCCUUCCGAACACCAUGGACACGCGAUUUCGACCAGGAACAUGCAAAGAGGACAGUGCAGGGGUGGAACUAGCCCUGACGGGCGGCGAACCCACAUCCCUUCCUCUCGAGUGUCCCCUGCCAUCCCCGAAGGGCGUUCCGUUCCCCCACGAAGCAGUUGAAGUGUGUAAGCAAGAGGCAGGGCUGGGCAGGACAGCGGGCUGGGGGUGGCAGGGCCAGUCUGCAGCCCCUGCGGAGAAGCAGAGCCCUGGGGAGAAGGCCAGGGAGACGGGCAGGCCUGAAGGCACCGGAGAUGCAGUGCUGGGAGAGAAUGUGCUGGAAGAAGGGAUGUUGUCCCAAGAGCAGGGCCCUGAGCUGCAGAGCAGCAGGGCACCCAGCCUGGCUCCCUUGGGAGGAGGGGGCGAGAAGGGGAGGAGCAGCCCGCCUGCGGUGGACGAGGACGCGGUAGGGAAGUUGUGGAGUAGCUUCGUGGAGUCGGCCCACACGGAGCUGGAGACGCCGACACCCCGGGUCAGAGGGGGCAGAGCCUGGGAUGGGGACUUAACCCGGGAACUGGGCAAAGAGGAGACCUUGGACAGAAAUGAGAAGAUCGAGCAGGCUGCCUUCCAGAUCAUCUCCAAAGUGAUCUUGGAGGCUACGGAAGAGGUGCUGGCCACCACGAUGGGCAGGAUUGCAGGUCGGAUGUAUCAGGCCUCGGCUGGUCAGCUCCAAGGGCAGAAGGAGGAGGGCUGUUCCCCAGCCAGCCAGGAAACUGCCCCGGGCCACGGUGCUGCUGAGGCGGCGGAGUCCGCUGAGGCCGCGGAGUCAGCUGCAGCCACGUCGGAGGCAAUCGGGGCCCCUGUGGAGGCUGCCGUCCCCUCUACAGACCCACCAGCAGAGGAUCUGCCACCACCAAAGACCUACGUGAGCUGCCUGACCAGCCCUCUGUCCAGCCCCACCAAGGACAGGAAGCCAAAGAACUCCGCACACCCCAUCUCCCUGGCACCCUGCCCUCCACCAGCCGCCCCCCUCGGGGAGUCAUUGGGCGAGGCAGGUGACCUGGCAGGAGAGGCCGCCUGUGUCACCUGCGUGUCCAACAACAGCCAGGGUGUCGCCUCAGUAGCCUCCUCUGGGCAGUGCUCAGAUUCUGUCAGCACAUCAGGGCUCGAAGACUCUUGUACAGAGGCCACCUCCAGCCCCAGGGACAAGGCCACCACCCCGCCGCUGCCAGAAAGUACUGUGCCCUUCAGCAACGGGGUACUGAAGGGGGAGCUGUCGGACUUGGGGACUGAGGACAGAUGGACCAUGGACGCGGAAGCAGAUCAUUCGGGAGGUUCAGACGGGAACAGCAUGGAUUCGGUGGAUGGCUGCUGUGGCCUCCGGAAGCCCGAUGGUUUCCAGAAUGCCCAGGCAGGCUCCAACCCCAAGAAGGUCGACCUCAUCAUCUGGGAGAUUGAAGUGCCAAAGCACCUAGUUGGUCGGCUGAUUGGCAAGCAGGGACGGUACGUGAGUUUUCUGAAGCAGACAUCUGGUGCCAAGAUCUACAUCUCCACCCUGCCUUACACCCAGAACGUCCAGAUCUGCCACAUAGAAGGCUCUCAGCAUCAUGUAGACAAGGCGCUGAACUUGAUUGGGAAGAAGUUCAAGGAACUGAACCUCACCAACAUCUACGCUCCCCCACUGCCUUCGCUGGCACUGCCUUCUCUUCCAAUGACUUCCUGGCUCAUGCUCCCAGAUGGCAUCACUGUGGAGGUGAUCGUGGUCAACCAGGUCAACGCCGGGCACCUGUUCGUGCAGCAGCACACGCACCCGACCUUCCAUGCGCUGCGCAGCCUGGACCAGCAGAUGUACCUCUGCUAUUCUCAGCCAGGAAUCCCCACUCUGCCCACCCCAGUGGAAAUAACGGUCAUCUGCGCUGCCCCUGGCGUGGACGGUGCCUGGUGGCGAGCCCAAGUGGUGGCCUCCUACGAGGAGACCAAUGAAGUCGAGAUUCGCUACGUUGACUACGGGGGAUACAAGAGAGUGAAGGUCGACGUGCUCCGGCAGAUCCGGUCUGACUUUGUGACCCUGCCGUUCCAGGGAGCAGAGGUCCUUCUUGACAGUGUGAUGCCCCUGUCAGAUGAUGACCACUUCUCACCUGAAGCGGACGCGGCGAUGAGCGAGAUGACAGGAAACACCGCGCUGCUGGCCCAGGUGACGAGUUACAGUCCAACUGGCCUUCCUCUGAUUCAGCUAUGGAGUGUGAUUGGAGAUGAGGUGGUGUUGAUAAACAGGUCGCUGGUGGAGCGAGGACUCGCUCAGUGGGUGGACAGCUACUACUCAAGCCUCUGACCGUCCCCACGUCACUUCUGAAGUCUUUUUUGCACUGUUGAAGUUGGGCUUGGCACUCAAGGCAGGCUUUACAUCAGAAUUACAAACAUUGUCCUCCCCCAGAAAGUCCUUUCUUUUCCAUACUGUAGUCAUGUCAGGAUGUUUCAUCUCCGAGACAAGGAAGGAACCGUGGGUUCUUUUCAAAGCUAUAGGAUGGUGUGAAACAAGCCAGUUGCUUAACCUGGUUCCAGGCUGUUUAGAAGGAAAAAAAAAAUAGAAGAAAAACUGUCAACACUAAGGUGUCCUGUUCCCCACCCCACCCCUCCCUUCUUCCUGCUUCCUUCCUACUUCACCCAAACCCGAACCCGAACCCGAACCACCGGAGCAGAUGGGCCAAGGGACGUGUGUGUCGUUCGCUUUGGGGAGGAUUUCUUUUACUUUCAGAAUCUUUCUUCAGGGAGCAAGACAUGAACUGACUUAAUUGGUAUCGAUCCCUUGUACAGCUUACGACUGAAUUUAUGACCUUUAACCUUUUUUUGUAAACUCCAUCUAGGUCUCCUGAAGGCAGACUUUUUAAUGCAGAUGUAAAUACAAAGCAGUCAUACCUCUGGCCUCGGGCAGUGGGGGAGGGGAACUGUCAUCUUGCCAAGCCUGGUUGUAAUUUGUAACCAUUUUCUAUUUGUGCAAACUCUGUAAAUAUGUUUAAAGAAUGUAAUAUUUUGUACAAGAUACACUGGAGAACAAAGGGAACUCAUGAAUUUUCCAUAUCCCAUGUCACCUUGAGCCGAAGUUACUCCUGCAGGGGACUGCUGCCCGGCCCAGCUCCUGGGCUGCGGGCUCCCGCAGCCUCCUGCGGACGGACAGGGUGACUGGACGGUAUAGUUUAUGAUCCGGGGAUUUUUUUUUUCUGUACAAAUUUGUUUAAAAAAAAAGCAGCUCAUUGAAUUACCUUGCAGUGGUGUGUGUUUGAUUAUUUUUUAGACUGAGUUCAUUCAGCAUUGUGCAAUUUAAGUAACUUAAACUCAUAAACUUACAUAAAUCUCGAAUUGUAUACACCA
This is a messenger RNA of Vicugna pacos (alpaca), 3695 nucleotides long. It is a transcript of the gene AKAP1, whose product is annotated as A-kinase anchoring protein 1. Gene Ontology annotation, cellular component: membrane; mitochondrion. Gene Ontology annotation, molecular function: RNA binding; protein kinase A regulatory subunit binding. The record is from RefSeq and is a predicted model, not a curated record. NCBI's taxonomy places the organism in Eukaryota, Metazoa, Chordata, Mammalia, Artiodactyla, Camelidae.